UCUGUUGGCAGGAGUGACCAGAAUAAAAACAGGAACACCAGACAUAGGGGAGGGAAAAAAGCGAAGUGAUCCAUUGAACCGAAAGUCUUUGCCCUCUCUUAAUUACGUAGUGUCCCAUAUCUUUUCUCUUUUUUUCCCACUUUUUUUCUUUCUUAUUUUUUUUCUUUCUUCUGUACUUGAAGACCUCUGGUUAUUGGUAAUUAGCUUGAGGAGAAUAAAACCAGCCGAUCAGGAGAGGGGUGGUGCAUUGUGGAGCGAGAUGGCUAACAGAAAGGUUCUAUCACUCCUUCAUGGAUUCUUCUACCUAGCUCUGAUUCAGCCCUCACUUCAAGGAGGUGUGUACGUGCCGGCUGGUGCUGGAGUUGGACCAGGAGCAGGAGGUGCUGGACCAGGUGCUGGUUUCUACCCAGGAGCUGGUGGGAUACCCGCGGGAGCAGGCUACAAACCAGCUAAAACUGGGGCUGGAGGAUAUGGAGGACGGGGUGGUGUUGGUGCUGGAGGUCUGGUCCCUGGUGGCGGGGCUGGAGGCAUAGGAGCAGGAGGCCUUGGAGGAGGAGGAGCCGGUGGAAAAGGCCCCAAACCUGGUUAUGGAAACCUUGGUGCUGGUGGUGUCGGUGGCGGUGGUUUUGGUGGUGGAGGAUAUGGAGCUGGUCCUGGAGCAGGCAGUCUAGGAGCAGGAGCCCUUGGAGGAGGAUACGCUAAGCCUGGAGCUGGUUAUGGAGGAGGCUCGCCGUAUGGAGGAGGUGGUGCUGGGGGCUUCUUCCCUGGAGGUGGGCUGGGACAGAAGGCAGGACCCAAGCCAGGCUAUGGAGCUGGAGGUGGACUACAACCAGGCUAUGGUGCAGGAGGACUGCCCGGGGGUGGACUACAGCCAGGCUAUGGCGGUGGUGGAUUACAGCCAGGUCUAGGGGGACCUGGAGGCGCAGGAACAGGAGCUGCAGUGCCCGCAGGAGCACCUGUUAUUCCUCAGACUGGCCUACCUGGAGGUGGGCUUGGACCUGGCGCCAGAAAAGGAAAGGCUCCAAAAGGAGGAGUGCCAGGUGUGGGGGUUCCUGGACUUUACCAAGGUGGCCAGGUGCCAGGACAAGGGUUUGGUGGUCGUGGAGUGUUGCCCGGUGUGGCCACUGGGAACGGACUCAAUCCCAAAUCAUUGCCAGGUGGAGGACAGCAGGGACCAGGAGGCUCAGGUCGUGUUGGUUACGGAGGACCAAUGCAGCCAGGAGUAUUCCAUGGAUACCCACUCAAAACACCCAAAACACAAGGUGGCUAUGGAGCGAAAGCUGGAGGAGCUGGAGGCAAACUUCCAUUUGGAUACGGGGGCUUUGGUGGUGGUGGUGGAGCAGGCCUUCCUGGGGGAAAAGGAGGUCCUGGAUCCAAGCCUGGAUAUCCCAUUGGAACUGGUGUGGGGACAGGAGGUCUUAACCCGGCCCAGGCUCAGGCUAAAGCUGCUAAAUAUGGUGCUGGUGCAGGUGCUGGUGCUGGUUUGGGUGGUGUGCCCGGUGCAGGUGGAGCCUACCCUGGAGCGGGAGGAGCUUACCCUGGAGCGGCAGGAGCUUACCCUGGAGGAUAUAAUCCUGCUGCAGCCAAAGCUGCUAAAUAUGGAGUCCCAGGAGGUGCAGGUGGCGUCCCAGGUCUUGGAUCAGUAGCAGGAGGAGCAGGAGGAGUACCUGGAGGGGUACCCGGAGGAGCUGGAGGAUAUAACCCUGCUGCGGCCAAAGCUGCUAAAUAUGGAGUUCCAGGAGGUGCAGGAGCAGGCCUAGGAGCUGGAGGACUUGGAGGAGUACCAGGAGGAGAAGGGGGUGUACCUGGGGCUGGAGGAUAUAAUCCCGCUGCGGCCAAAGCAGCUAAAUAUGGACUCCCAGGAGGAGGUGCAGGCAGGCUCCCAGGUGCUGGAUCAGGAGGAGCAGGAGGAGUACCAGGAGCUGGGGCUGGAGGAUAUAAUCCAGCUGCGGCCAAAGCCGCUAAAUAUGGAGUUCCAGGAAGAGCAGGGUUAGGAGGAACUGGAGGCUAUGGAGCGGGUGCCAGGCCUCCCUAUUACGGUGUUCCAGGGGGUGCUGGAUUUGGGGGAGCAGGGGCUUUUUCAGGGCCUGGAGGAUACAAUCCUGCCGCCGCUGCCAAAGCUGCUAAAUAUGUACCAGGAGGUGCAGGAGCAGGCCUAGGAGCUGGAGGACUUGGAGGAGGGGUACCAGGGGCUGGGGCUGGAGGAUACAAUCCUGCUGCCGCUGCCAAAGCUGCUAAAUAUGGGGUCCCAGGAGGUGCAGGGGCAGGCCUAGGAGCUGGCGGUCUUGGAGGAACAGGGGGGAUACCAGCAGGAGGAGCUGGGGCUGGAGGAUAUAAUCCAGCCGCUGCCAAAGCAGCUAAAUAUGGAGUCCCUGGAGGUGCAGGAGCAGGCCUAGGAGCUGGAGGAGCAGGAGGAGUACCAGGAGGAGGAGUAGCGGGUGUACCUGGGGCUGGAGGAUAUAAUCCCGCUGCAGCCAAAGCUGCUAAAUAUGGAGUUCCAGGAGGUCUAGGAACAGGCCUAGGAGCAGGAGGACUUGGAGGAGCAGGAGGAGUACCUGGAGGAGGAGCAGGGGGUGUACCUGGGGCUGGAGGAUAUAAUCCUGCUGCAGCCAAAGCAGCUAAAUAUGGUCAGGGGGCUGCUGGUGGGCCAGGGGGUGGAUAUGGUGGCGUGCCUGCUGGAGGAUAUCCCAGGCCUGGGGGCUAUGGGGGAUAUGGAGGGGCAGCAAGAGGGGCAGGAGGAUAUAAUCCUGCAGCGGCCAAAGCUGCUAAAUAUGGACCUGGAGGAGCAGGCCUAGGACCUGGAGGAGCAGGCCUAGGACCUGGAGGAGCAGGCCUGGGACCUGGAGGAGCAGGCCUAGGACCUGGAGGAGCAGGCCUAGGAGGAGCAGGCCUAGGAGGAGCAGGCGGAGUACCAGGGACUGGGGCUGGACCAGGAUAUGGAGGCUAUGGAGGAUAUGGAGGGGUACCAGCAGGAGGGGCUGCUGCUGCGGCCAAAGCUGCUAAAUAUGGAGUUCCAGGAGGAGCUGGCGUGGCGGGGAGAGCAGGAGGAGUGCCAGGGGGUGGAUAUGGAGGGGUACCUGGGGCUGGAUAUGGAGGAUAUAAUCCUGCUGCGGCCAAAGCUGCUAAAUAUGGAGUACCAGGAGGUGCAGGAGCAGGCCUAGGAGCUGGAGGACUUGGAGGAGCACUAGGAGUACCGGGGGCUGGAGGAUAUAACCCUGCUGCGGCCAAAGCGGCUAAAUAUGGAGUCCCCGGAGGCGCAGGAGCAGGCAUAGGAGCUGGAGGAGCAGGAGGAAUACCAGGAGGAGGAGGGGGUGUACCUGGGGCUGGAGGAUAUAAUCCCGCUGCAGCCAAAGCUGCUAAAUAUGGAGUCCCAGGAGGUGUAGGAACAGGCCUAGGAACAGGAGGACUUGGAGGAGCAGGAGGAGGACAGGGAGGAGUACCUGGAGGAGUAGGAGCUGGAGGAUAUGAUCCCGCGGCCAAAGCUGCUAAAUAUGGUAUGCCAAGUGGGGCGGGCAUCGGUGGUGAAGGUGUGCCAGCGCCUAUAGCGACUCCAAGACCAGGUGUGGGAGUGGGUGGUGGUGUUGGAGGAACUGAGGGCAUUGACGUACCAGUGGGCACAGGGAUACCUAUCGCAGGCAAACCAGCAGAGGAUCCAUCUCUAGAACCCGGUGGAACUCCCAUCCCAGAUCGCACACCUAUUGGCACACAGGCCACAGAGGCCCCAGAGCCAGAGCCCAGUGCCACAGGAGUAACUGGAGUUGGGGCUGGUGUGCUUCAACCUAGUGUUGGUACAGGCCCAGCUCAGCCUGGUGUGGGUGUCGUAGCAGGUGGCAAAGCUCCUAAACCACCUGGUGCAGGGGGAUACCCGUAUGGUGGUUAUGGACAGGCAGAACAACUCCGGUAUGGUCAAGGGUAUAGACAGGGUGCAGGUGCUGGUGGAUAUCCCUAUGGAGGAGGCUAUGGAAGUCCAUACGGAGCAGGAGCUGGACAACUUCCUGGAGCCAAGCCCCUGAAACCUCCAGUUGUGGGAGGAGCAGGCGGUGUGGCUGGAGGAGCAGGUAUUCCUCUUACUGGAGCCGGUGGUGGUGCAGGGGGAUACCCGUAUGGUUAUGGUCAAGGUGGUUAUGGACAGGGACAGGGUGCGAGGUAUCCCUCUGGUGUUGGUCUGGGAGCAGGGGCAGGAGCAGGGCAAAAAGCACCCAAACCCCCAGGUUAUGGUAACCUGGGUGCUGGUGGUGUUGGUUAUAAUCCAGGUGCUGGUGCGGUCCCAGGUUACGGAGGUGGCUACCCACAACAACAGGGCUACCCACAGCAAGGUGGAGGCUACCCUCAGCAAGCCUACCCAGGAGGUGGACUAAAGCCGAAUUGUCAUCAGACAGGAGCAUAUGGAGCAGGCCAGACGGCACCACUGACUCCUCAACAAGCCAAAGCAGCCAAGUAUAGCCCACUCCAGGGCUUCCUUGGUGGAGCAGGGGGAGGAGGCUACAGACCAGGAGGAGUUGCUGCUGGAUGCCAAAGCAAAUACUGUGGAAGGCGGAAGUAGAGGAUGUUCUUGAGAAGAAGUUGAACCUCAAUAAACAAUGGUGCUACUGCAUGAUCUAGAAUGUACAUUUUAUAUGCACAAAAUCCCCCAUUACAGUAUGUAAAGAUAUGUUGUACUUUAUUUGACUCAAGAUAUUUUUUAUACAAACCCACCGACCCAGACUUUUGCACACAUUUGAUGUGACUUAGUGUUUUUGAUUGUGCCUUUAUCAUUGGUCAUGUUGGUCAUGGUGUUCAUCAGCUCUUACUGACAUGCCUGCGAUGCUCACCUUUUAGUAGUUACCAAGUGUUUGUGUGUGCAUGCAUGUGUGUGGGCGUGCUUGCGUGGAUGUGUGCCUAUGUGGCUGUGUAUCUCUCUAUGUGCUUGUGAGCUUGCACGUGUUGCUAUAGAUGUUUGGGUAGAUAGGAGAAUGUGAAAGAUUCUCCAACUAUAGCCAUUAAGCAGGCUUUGAAUGCAGAGAAGUGCUCCAUGUCAAAACCAGCACCAGUCCUGUAACUGUACAUCCCUCUCCAUGUGCUUAGUUUCUGUGCGUACCAAAGUUGGAGAUCUUUACAUACUGACACAUCAAACUAAGGGUUGAGCUUCAAGAGGUGUUGUUGGUAAAGUGCUGAUAAACUUUGGCCAUGUAUCUUCAGAACUGCCUCCUCUGACUUUCUAUCAUCUCUGCUGCUAUUUAUAGCCCUGGGUGAAAUAGCAGGGGCAUAGCGGGUGUGUGUGUGGGCACAGGUUUCACAGUCCAUCUGCCAUCAGUGACUUUGCCAAUAUUUGAAGUGCCAUGGUUUAAGUCGCCUUCUUACCUUGAUUUCCGCCAAACUUGUGAAGUAUGAAGAGCAGGUGUUGCUCCGAAUGUGGUAAAGCUGAUGACAAUCAAUCCAAAGGUGUUCAAAAGAUUUGUAGGUGAUAUCUUUAGUGAAAUUCAUAUACUAUAUUGUUUUAGUUUUGUACCCAAGUCCUUUGAAACACAGUAUUUUGUUUUUUAAAUGAUUUGUAUGUUUUUAGUUUUUAGCAAAGCAGGUUUCACAAAAAUGUAAAAGUAAAACUGAAAUCCUUCCGAUACUGCUCUGGCAUGUAUUGUACAUUACGUAUGUUUGAAUUGAACAUUUUGUUUUAUUAAUUAUAUAAAAAAUAAUGUUUCUGGUGUCCAAGAUUAAGUGCCUAGAAUGUUAUGCAUAUCUGUAAUCAUUCUAGUUUCACCUGCAGUUAUAGUUUCAUUUAUGCAAAUUGUCUCUCAUUAUUCAAGUUUCAAAUGUUUCUGCUCAUGAAAGUAGGCUAUCACCAUGUUUGUUUAAUCUAGAAUAAGGCAAAAAAAAAAACAGUAAUGUUUGUAAAAAUAUAUGUAUUUGUGUAAUGCAUUUAUUCACUGUUGAGAAUUGUUAUACUGUAUACAUAAGGGCUUUUUUAAUGUGUGUCUGUGUGUAGGCUAUAGCCCCUAGUCUGUGUAAAUGGUGAGAGUGAGCUCCCAUUUCACUCUUUACUUGAGUUAGUUACUGUUGAAUAAGACUCAAUAGACAUUACUGACCAAAGAUUGAUUCACUCUGUUACAAAGUUACCCUACGAUGUCUCUUUAUGGAUUGUGUGUACUGUAUGUUGUAGUAAUAGCCCUAGGUUAUCAUGACUCUCACUCGCUUCAGUUCUUGUAGCCUCCUCGGUGGUGCUUUUUCUGAACUGUGUGAGCCGCUCUGAUCCGGGGACCACCGCCCCGUGUCUUCCGUGUGGUGGGAUAGUAUUCAUCUUUUUUUAAACGGAAGAAAGGAGGAAUGAUGGGUUUUGCACUUUUUAAUUUUCAUGACGCACAUGUGACUUGUUCCCGGUUAUCCCUGCAUUUUUAUUUGCUUAAAUAAAAUAACGAAAUAAAAUUGUUUAAUGAAUAUA
Molecule: messenger RNA, 6415 nt
Organism: Coregonus clupeaformis (lake whitefish)
Lineage: Eukaryota; Metazoa; Chordata; Actinopteri; Salmoniformes; Salmonidae
Product: elastin
Exons: 66
Coding region: 260-4543 (1427 amino acids)
Molecular function (GO): extracellular matrix structural constituent
Source: RefSeq, a predicted model, not a curated record